UUCAUGAAGCCAAACGGGGGGGACCGCCCAGGAGGCAGGCAGCGGAGAGAUCAUGAAUUAUUCAUGAUAAGCGUCUCAUCCCGCCCAAAAAAGACCUCGUUGACUAUUCAUGAGCCCGAGAGGGUUUGGGCUGGAAAAGGCCGUUGGGUAGCCACCCUUCUGAGAGAGGCGUCGACGAGCUGAGGUUUGACCUGUCAAAAGAAUCCUGAUACAUUAUUACAAUGGCCACUGCUCAGCUCUCUCACUCUAUCAAAAUUCACAAAGCAUCUAAGGAAACCGUUUUUCCAUCCCAAAUCACUAAUGAGCAUGAGUCAUUGAUAAUGGUGAAGAAACUUUUUGCUACUUCUAUCUCAUGUAUAACAUAUCUAAGAGGCCUGUUUCCGGAGAGCUCUUACGGAGAACGCCAUUUGGAUGACCUCAGUUUAAAAAUCCUUCGAGAAGAUAAAAAAUGUCCUGGGUCACUGCACAUUAUCAAAUGGAUCCAAGGUUGUUUUGAUGCUUUGGAAAAGAGAUACCUACACAUGGCAGUACUUACACUUUACACAAAUCCCAAAGAACCUGAGAAAGUGACUGAGAUAUACCAGUUCAAAUUCAAAUACACAAAAGAAGGAGCCACUAUGGAUUUUGACAGUAGUACAAGCUUCGAAAGUGGGACAAACAGUGAAGAUAUUAAGAAAGCCAGUGUUCUACUGAUCCGUAAAUUAUAUAUACUGAUGCAGAACCUUGGACCCCUUCCUAAUGAUGUUAUACUUACUAUGAAACUCCACUACUAUAAUGCGGUGACUCCACAUGAUUACCAACCCCCUGGUUUUAAAGAAGGGGUAAACUCACACUUCCUCCUGUUCGAGGGGGAGCCUGUAAACUUGCAAGUGGGAUUGGUCUCCACUGGCUUUCAUAGCAUGAAAGUAAAAGUCACAACUGAGGCCACCAGAGUGUCUGAUUUGGAGAACAAUCUCUUUCAGGAGAACAGCACUACUGAGAUCGCUCAUCAGGGUCUAGACUUUGAUGAAGAAGAAGAAGAAUGCAACAGUCAUAUUCAAAGAAUGAAUUUUGCGUACAGUCAGCAAAGUUCUGAGAUCUCCAGGAAGAAGAGGAAGGUCAGCGAACCAGUGAAAGUCUUCAUCCCUGACAGAAAAUGAAAGUUGGAUGUCUUCACUGCAUUUACUCUAAAAUGAUUUUAUUUUGCAACAAACAUGCAUGAAGUGUCUUAAGUAGGAAAGUAAGUUCCUAUCACCAAAACCUUUUACUGAAUUUGUUGCUCAACUUUUUUAGUCAGUUUUCAGUUUACUAAGUGCUCAAUUACUGGGUAGGACAUGGGUUCACUUUGCCAAAAGGAAACAAGGUCGCCAGGGCUGCCUUGGGAUAGCAGUACUUCAAGGCUGAGUUAGAGACGAGACACCCUUUAUAUCUGUAAAAGAACCACAGCAGCUAUUUCGAAAAGAAAUAAGCUGUUGUUCUCAAAAGGAAGGAGGGUUUUCCUUGCAUAACUAAACUCCCCAGGUAUUUAGUCUACUGUGAAAUGUUGCAACUUGUUGUAACCUGUGUACUGGAAUCCCUCUAUCGCUUUAUUAGAAUUCCCACAGAAUUGCAUAGGUUGUAUGUGGUGGUGCUUAUGCAGGUGUGAUUUUUCUGUUAACUCCAAUUACGAGAUUGAUCAACGAAGUGUUGGACCAAAAUGUCCUCUCCCUGUAAAGUUCCUUGAAUCUGGCCCUCCACCCCGCUCUGUUGGCCACCUGAGAAAGGCCUUCUGAAGUCUCAUGUUGAAUGCUUUCUGACAAACACUUCACUUUAUCAGUCUAUAACCUGCGGGUGAUGUUAUUAGUUCCCUCCUUAUUUUGGGACAUUUGAUAAACUCAAUGAUUAGUAUUAGACACAUAAUAUAGGACUUAAAAGUGUUUUUAUUAUUUAAUAACAAAGAAUUUAAAAAUUUAAUUUAAAUGGACAGGACCAAUAGGUUAAAUGUUGAAUGUAUGUGCUUUCCAGUUAAAUAAAACCAAAACACAAAGUGUUUGUUUGUUUGU
Messenger RNA from Lutra lutra (Eurasian river otter), 2021 nucleotides. It is a transcript of the gene HORMAD2, whose product is annotated as HORMA domain containing 2. The transcript is spliced from 11 exons. NCBI's taxonomy places the organism in Eukaryota, Metazoa, Chordata, Mammalia, Carnivora, Mustelidae. The coding region runs from base 222 to 1139 and encodes 305 amino acids. The record is from RefSeq and is a predicted model, not a curated record.